Messenger RNA from Parnassius apollo (apollo), 768 nucleotides. NCBI's taxonomy places the organism in Eukaryota, Metazoa, Arthropoda, Insecta, Lepidoptera, Papilionidae. The record is from the annotation of a GenBank genome assembly.
AUGGCGUCAGAGAAUGCAGCGGCACCGCCGUUACCUCCGCGCGACCCAACAUCUACAGGGCCAAAACCUACUAGGCUAUCGACUGAACCCACGAAACCGAAGAAUGAACCAAUGUUCUCAGAUAUGGACAAGAUGGGGUUUCCUGGAGUAGCACCAUACCGCAGAGCCAAUGAGUUCGCGAUUACCACGGAAGGAUUUAUUCCACUAUGUGAGAAGGAAUACGACAUCAUCGCGUCAAACCAGCCUUAUUUUGCAAAAGUUGUGGCAAAGUCGGCAUGGGUGUACUAUUGCACUAUGAGCUUAUAUGCUCGAUUCAUUAGCAUUCGACAAGAAGAGGGAGACUCGACUUAUGACGAGGAUUCCUUUGCCAACCAAGUCUUAUCGGGUAAUCAUGCAUUGCCUGGACAAAUCGACGCUUACAUCAGCGGAUUCGGACACGUCGGGGAUACAGCAUCGCUACAUUACAGACUAGCGAUACCUGCUUGGCCUAAUCAACAAGGUCAUUUUGGCAGGAUAAGCGCUAACACGCAUUUGAUGUACAUGUCAAUGCCUUGCCCACGUUUGUGUGUCCAACGCAUACAAGCUGAUUUACAUAUAACAGCUACACCCGGAAAUAGAGACUGGGACCUUACUCAGGACAUCCGCCCAGCAGCGGGAUUACCCACCAGGAAUUUACUUGUAUGGGCACGUGCUGCAACUUUGACAAAUGAUCAAGUUGCGUUCCUUGAGAGUGCAGAUGUGAUGGAAGAUCAAUUUCCAACUUCGUAA